UCGCCGUAACGAAAUCAUUAACCUGUGUCCGCCAGACCCUCCCAACGAUAACGUAAUCACUCCGCCUGUUGGGUCCACUGUGAACGUUAUUUAGCGGGGAACUGUGGCCAACGGGAGCUCAGUUGAAGCUCGAUGCACCUCGAGACGAGCCUCGUCUCAUUGUACGUUUAAUUCUUCGAAUAGAUUUCGGAAAAUUUGUAGUUCGACGUUACCUGUUUCACAUCGCGUCGCGUCGGUGAUAUAUGUUUACCGUGUACCGUGUUUACUUCGCAGAGGGAAGUUGAUACGUGAUAAAAAGAAAUAUGCCGGGAAGUAACACACCGAAGAUAUGGUGCCCGAAAGAGAACUAUCGGUCGUGCGAAACCGAUGGUAUCUCGAUGUCGACUACUUCCGGUUCAUCGAACUGCAAAGGGUGGAAGGAUAUCGGGACGGUAAUAUAUCGGGGCACGAGGGUGAAGCAACAAGGGGAGCUUCUUAUCCUGGUACCAUCGACAAUGGUUAUCCUCGACUCCGAACAUUCCAGAACGGGUCCGGAUUCGGACACUGAUUUCACUGUCAAGAAACUAUUUUAUUCAAAGAUGACUUCUGAUAACUGCGGACAGACACUCCGGAAUUGUCGGGAAAUUUUCCGUCCCGGCCUAUCUCGAUUCCCGUGGUCGUCCUGCUGUUGUGUGGCAGUUUUCCGAGUGACGGCCGGUCUUCGUCCUUGGCCACUAUGGCGCUGAUGCAAGGCUCGCCCGAAUUUAACGUUAGCGACGCUCUGUAGGGGUUGCAAAAUGAAAUAAAAAUUAGAGUUUCCUCGCACUUCAA
Messenger RNA from Ceratina calcarata, 810 nucleotides. RefSeq lists its product as uncharacterized. The record is from RefSeq and is a predicted model, not a curated record. NCBI's taxonomy places the organism in Eukaryota, Metazoa, Arthropoda, Insecta, Hymenoptera, Apidae. Bases 303 to 725 code for a protein of 140 amino acids. The transcript is spliced from 2 exons.